AAGGAUUCAUUCGAUCAAAUCCUUCAUCUGGGACCACUCGCCGAGUCGUACUUUUUAACACUGCAGAACAAUUGGACGAGCCACAAUUUGCGGGGAGUUCUGUUGCUUAACAUCAAUUACAGUCACAAAGGAAAGAGAGUUAUAAAAAAAGUAUUGUAUCCAGACUGAGCAUCUUUCUUUGCCACCAGCUAUGGAGAGGGUUGUCAGAUUAUGCCCUAUUUGGCACAAUAACGUUUUUUGGUUUAUGCUUUUGAUAAUCAUAUAUUUCUUUCUAGCCGCUAAAUCAGAGCUAACUUGCAGAUCAUGUCAGCCGGGAGAUAAGGGGCGUAUUAAGGAAUUACUGCUUAAAACGGACACACGAGUAUUCGCAACAGGGUACGGAGAGGAAGUUAUUGGAAAUGGAGACGGGGCAACUGAUUCACGGAGUUUAAAUUCUGCAAGUGCCGAAACUCAACAGCUUGAUUGCGCAGCUGGGUCCGAUGCAUGCAUCCAGGGGAAAUAUAUCUACUCAAGGCGAAAACGGAAUACUGACAUGCUGUUCCGUUCCAAGAACGCACUACUCGAUGGAGGAAUGCACUACGGUGGUGGUAAACAGAGAAAAUUCACCCCGCGCGGUGAGUACAAAGUUUCCAACCUGAAAAUGAACCUUCAUGCAGGAAAUACAGAUGUCGGGAAGGCUCGCGCAGAUUUAAUUCCCGGCAUCACACACAAGCACCGAGUUCGUAGGAACAGCCCGAGAGCUAAUAUUGGGGACGAUAAAGUGAAGUCCUCCGGCUCACCCAAGAGAAGGGAGACGCUGCCUCUGAGUUACUCUCGAGAGGGCAUCACCUCACCGGCUGGGCGCAGCAGAGUGACACGGUCCGAAUUGCGAUGGAGCAACGAGGACAGGAGAGCGGCCAGUUCGAGGCAGGACGAACUCAAACUCACCAGUUCAACCUUCGCUUUGACCGGAGAUUCCGCUCACAACCAAGCCAUGGUGCACUGGUCUGGGCAAAACAGCAGUGUGAUUCUCAUGCUGACCAAGCUGUUUGACUUCAACCUGAACAGUGUCACGGAGAGCUCGUUGUGGAGGUCAACCGACUACGGAACCACUUACCAGAAGCUCAAUGAGAAAGUGGGGGCGAAAACAAUCCUCAGCUACUUGUACGUCAGUCCCAACAACAAGAGAAAGAUCAUGCUUCUGACUGACCCGGAGGUGGAAAGCAGCCUGCUGAUCAGCUCCGAUGAAGGAGCCACCUAUCAGAAGUACCGCCUCAGCUUCUACAUCCUCAGCCUUCUCUUCCACCCCGAGCAGGAGGACUGGAUCCUUGCCUACAGCCAUGACCAGAAGCUGUACAGCUCGGUGGAGUUUGGAAGGAGGUGGCAACUUGUCCAUGAGAGGGUGGCCCCCAAUCGAUUCUACUGGUCAAAAACGGGUUUAGACAAAGAACCGGGCUUAAUUCACCUGGAAACCAUCAUCUCUGAAGGACAGGCGCUGUACGUCACCUGCAAGCUGCAGAACUGCACCGAGGCCAAUAAGGGCAAGCCGUUCCCUGGCUACAUUGACCCCAAUUCCCUUGUGGUGCAAGACGAGUAUGUGUUUGUCCAGGUGUCAACUGGUGGGCGUCCAAUCUACUACGUGUCAGCCAAGCGGGAAGUCUUCACACCCAUGAAGCUACCCAAAUACACCUUGCCUAAGGAUCUACAUGUGAUCAGUACGGAUGAGAACCGGGUGGUUGCGGCGGUGCAGGAGUGGAACCAGAACGACACCUACAACCUGUACGUGUCAGAGACUGGAGGGGUCUUCUACACCCUGGCCCUGGAGAACGUAGUCAGCAGCAUGGGGCACGAGGGCAACGUCAUGAUAGACCUGUAUGAGGUGGCGGGAAUAAAAGGGAUGUUCCUCGCCAACAAGAAGACGGACAACGUGGUGAAGACUUACAUCACCUACAACAGAGGGAGAGACUGGAGGCUCCUGCAGGCUCCCACCGCUGACCUGAGGGGCAACAGCAUCCGCUGUGAACUACCAUACUGUUCCCUACACCUCCAUCUGCAUGUGUCGGCCAACCCCUACACAUCGGGGAAUAUCGAGAGCAAGGACUCUGCUCCGGGGAUCAUCGUGGCCUCAGGCUCCAUCGGAGCGGAGUUGACCACCAGCAACGUGAGCAUGUUCAUCACCUCGGACGCCGGCAACACGUGGAGACAGAUCUUUGAUGAGGAGUACAGUGUUCUCUACCUGGACCAAGGAGGGGCCCUGGUGGCUAUAAGACACACUCCACUCCCCAUCCGACACCUAUGGAUGAGUUUCGACGAGGGGAGACAGUGGAAUAAAUACAGUUUCACCAUGUCUCCUCUGUUUGUGGACGGGUUGCUAGGGGAGCCGGGGGAGGAGACUCUCAUCAUGACGAUCUUUGGCCACGUCAGUCACCGGUCCGAGUGGCAGCUGGUCAAGAUCGACUUCAGGUCCAUCUUCAACCGGAGAUGUACAGAGGGGGAUUACCAGACAUGGCACCUACACAACCGGGGCGAGCCGUGCAUCAUGGGAGUGAAAAGAAUCUACAGGAAGUUGAAGCCCAUAGCCAGGUGCGUUAUGGGUAAGACAUACUCGGUCACGAUGACCUCGGCGCCCUGCGACUGCACAGAGGCCGACUUUGAGUGUGACUAUGGCUACGAGAGGCGGAGUGACGGCAAGUGCACCCCCGCCUUUUGGUUCCUCCCAUCGUCCAUGUCUAGAAGCUGUACCACAGGGACUACUUUCAUCAACAGCACUGGCUACAGGAAGGUGGUGUCCAAUAACUGCACAGCGGGAGUCAUAGCAGAGUACACGGCCAGGAGGCAGCACUGUCCUACCCAGGCCCCCAAAGGCCUGCACCUCGUCACCAGUGAAGGAAAGCUGACAGCUACGCUGGGCACCAAUGUCACCUUCCUGGUGUUUCUUGAAGAGGGUGACGGAGCCAGGACGAGCAUCAUGGUGGACUUCGGGGACGGUCACGCUCUGACCUACUCCAACGUGAGCUCCAUAGAGGAUGGGGUCAAGCACGUCUACAAGGCUGUGGGGAUCUACCGUGUGUCCGCUACAGGAGAGAACAGGCUGGGGUCUGAGAGCGUGGUGCUGUACCUCCACGUCACAUGUCAGCUGGAGUAUAUCCAUCUCUCCGCUCCCUUUGUGGCAGUGAAGAGUAAGGAAGUCAACCUCACCGCUGUGCUGUGGCCUAGCCAAGUGGGAACAGUCACCUACAUCUGGUGGUUCGGAAAUAACACUGAGCCGAUAAUCACCCUGGAAGGGAGCGUAGCGUGCACGUUCUCCCGGGAAGGCGUCAACACUGUCACCGUGCAGGUGUCCGCUGGGAAUGCCAUCCUGCAGGACCGGAAAACCAUCGCUGUCCACGAAUAUUUCAGGUCACAUCUACUAGCCUUCUCAUCUAACCUGGAUGACCACAACCCCGAUGUGGCCGAAUGGAGACUGGACGUCAGCAGAGUCAUCAAGAACUCCAUGGUCAAAGCCACAGGGGUGAGCCCGGAGCUGCUCCUCGUCACCGUCCUACCAGCGUUGCCCACGGCUGCAGAGUUUUUCCUCCUGCCAGACAAAGGGUUAACAGAGGGCAAGCCAGAGAAGAACUCUGCUCAUUUAGACCAGCUCUCUGAAAUCUUGCUUAGUGCCCUCAACCAAAACCUGGUCCAGUUCACCCUUCGGCCUGGGGUCCAGGUCACAGUAUACGCUGCACAUUUGUCAGCAGCGCCCCUAGUGGACACGAGUGAGAACCACAGCGGCUCGGCCAUGCUGAUGCUGCUGUCGGUUGUGGUUCUGGGUUUGGCGAUAUUUGUCGUCUACAAAUUCAAAAGGAAGAUCCCAGGCCUCAACGUCUAUGCGCAGAUGCAGAACGAAAAAGAACAAGAAAUGAUCCCGAGUCCAGUAAGUCCGACGGAAAGCACCCUGGUGUCCCCGAACACUCCGAUGGAGCUGGUGACUUCUCCGGAGCUUAUGGACACAGACUUGAACACAAGGCCCAUCGGAUGCAUCAAACCUCACGCACAUGUCAAGUUCUCAACGGAACUCCCCACGUACAUCAACAUUUAAAAACUCUGGACAACUCCGAAAACAGCGACUCCAUUCUGUGUCAUGGACUUUUUGAAUCAUUUGAGCGGACACAAUGGUUUUGAGCUUUAUACCUGUGCAUGUUGGACUUUACUGACUUUGCUGACACUUACUGUGCUCUGUGAAAACCAGAAGAAACUGUAUACAGGUUGUUGUUUUUUUAUACGUAAUAUAAGUCUAUCCAAUAAAAAAUAAUUUUUGAUGAAAUGUAUUUAUACAAAGUCAAGUACAUAACUACAAAUGGAAAGCCAGCAUGAUCUAAAGAAGAAAAUGCAUAAAAACAACUCUUUUGGUUAGCUUACUGUAAGUGUCUUACAUCCUUUUUCGCUACUGUGUGUCGCUAACAGAGGUGGUACACUAUUUAUUCAUAAGAAUAUCCUUUAAAGUAUAUAACUGAAUUUAAAAUCACAUUUAUUUUGUAAAUCAUGAAUGUCUGUGAUAUGUGUAUUUUAAUAACAAAUUGCAAACUGAAAAACGAUAUCAAUUAUUAAUACAACCAUUUUGUUUCCGUUCUGUUCACUGUCUCACGAAAAGCUGAUUAUGGCACAAUACUCUUUUGUACUAAAAUGUUUUGUUUUUGCUUACAAUGUAAUAAUUCGAAGACCGAUACAGGGUUUGGUAGUCACUCUUGAUUUGGUGAUUUUAUUGAACUUUGCUGUUAAUCUCUACACUUACGAGCUAUAUUUAAUGAGAAACACUAGUUGUAGGACACUUUGUUUUUUUUCCCAAUGUAAUAGCUUGGCCUGAGAACCGUGGCGCCAUGAUAGGGAAUUCAAGAGAAGCCAAUGUAGAUGCAUUGUGUUUUCAGUUCCCUCUGACACCAUGCAUUAGUUACACUUGAUUUCAUAGAGGAGAACUGGGCAAAGGGCAGUUAUUUGGGGGGCAUCAAAAUCAGUCAAUAUCCUCUCCAAGUAACUUUAUUUCCCCAAAGUUAACUGACGUCCCAAUUUGGAGGUUGCGAAAGUUAACAUGAAAAAUCGCUGCUUUAAGAUGAAAUAUCAAGUGGAGCAUUCACAGCAACGAAAAAAAGAGUGGACUGCCUUUUAGGGCAAGACACACCAGGGUAUUGAAAUGGGAAGAACAGAACUGCAAGUCUAGUCAGGAAUUUAGUUAAUGCAGCCAGUCAAGCUCAAUGCUGGUUAAGGUUGGUGACACAUUUAGGCUAAUGUCCCCCAGUCUCGGCCCCGUGUUCUCCAUCUCUGUAGCAUAUUAUACCCGCUUUCAAGAACCAAAGGAAGUAGAGCGCAGAUGGUAGGGUACAUGGAUGGUUAACUUGUUUUGAGAAGCAGGGCUAGACGCAGUCGAACCCCGAAGUGUUGUUCUGACAGACGUGAUUGUUUGGUUGAUGGUUAUUGCAUUUCAGAAGACCCUUAUUGUCCUUGUCAUUCCAUAAAGACAAUUAUGGAGGGGAAAUUGUUUAAUUUCUGGAAUCUUAACGUAACCAUUAUUCUACUGUAGGUAGAAGCAGCUCUAAGUGACUUGAACUAUGUUGCAUACAUAUUGUAUACACACACACGAACACCCACCCACCAACACACAACCUAGAAUGUAGAGUACCAGUCAAGUUUGGACACACCUACUCAUUCA
Messenger RNA from Oncorhynchus tshawytscha (Chinook salmon), 5662 nucleotides. Its product is annotated as VPS10 domain-containing receptor SorCS1. The transcript is spliced from 27 exons. The record is from RefSeq and is a predicted model, not a curated record. Gene Ontology annotation, cellular component: membrane; Golgi apparatus. Bases 191 to 4057 code for a protein of 1288 amino acids. Lineage: Eukaryota; Metazoa; Chordata; Actinopteri; Salmoniformes; Salmonidae. Gene Ontology annotation, biological process: post-Golgi vesicle-mediated transport. Gene Ontology annotation, molecular function: protein binding.